GUGGUCACACUAUUAAGCGACCUGCCAACUCGUUGUGCGCAGAGUUGCCAUAUAGUCACAAAAAUCUUUCGCAUAAAGAAGUAAAACUGACUCGCGAUGCGUGCGGCAUAGAAGUCGUCGCCCCCCAAAAACCAAGAUCCCGACCCCCCACACGCACACACACAUGUACAGACUGCGAUUGUUCAUAAAUUUAAAUUGAUUAAAAGUCAGAGCGAAAAAGAAAAGCGAACAAAACACCGGAAAGCAAGUAAAAUUAAUAAAAAUCAAUAGAGUGGCGAGCGGGAGGCGAUAAAACGUGUUAUCAGUGUGAAUUAAUUGGCUACGAAGAAGGGAACGAGCAGGAGGCGGAGGAGCGGGAGCAGGAGGAGGAGGUUGCUCCGGAGAUUGAGGUUUAGGGAGCUCCAAAUCCGCAUCCCGGACGCGGAUCCGGAACCCUUGACAUCAUGUCCGUGCAGCAGUUCUGCCUGCGGUGGAACAACCACCAGCCGAACUUCAUUUCCGUGUGCUCCUCGCUGCUGCACAAUGGCACCCUGGUGGAUGUCACCCUGGCAGCCGAGGGUCGCCAAUUGCAGGCCCACAAAAUAGUGCUGUCCGCCUGCAGUUCGUACUUUCAGGCUUUGUUUACCACAAAUCCGUGCCAACAUCCCAUUGUCAUCCUGAAGGACGUGCAGUACGAUGACCUAAAGACUAUGGUGGACUUUAUGUACUACGGCGAGGUGAAUGUGUCGCAGGAGCAGCUGCCGCACAUCCUCAAGACCGCCGAGAUGCUCAAGAUCAAAGGCCUAGCGGAGAUGCCAACGGAUCCGGCCAACCUUACCAAGUCGGACAGCAAAUCCUCCACCGACGGCACCGAGAUGGUGGGGGGCGCGGGAGUGGGCACUGGAGCGGGCAACUCGGGUGGCAGCCUGGGAGCCGCCAGUGGAAGCAGCGUGGGCGACUCCCUGUGGAGUAGCAGCGAGGCCCAGCAGUUCCAGCAGCAGCAGCAACAGCAGGCCCAGCAACAAGCACAGCAGCAGCACCAUCACCACCAGCAGCAGCAGCAGUUACAGCAGCAACAACAACAGGCGCAGCAGCAACAACAACAGCAGCAGCACCAUCACCACCACCAUCAGCAGCAGCAGAGCGGACAGGCGCAGGCGGCGCAGACGCAUCACCACCAGAUGCGACGUACGCCGUCACCUUUGAGCGCUGGAACUUCGCCGGCCACCAGGCGCAAGCGCUUGCGCAAAUCCUCGAAUAACGGUUCAGGCGAUCGCAACAACGCGGAGGAGCAGCACAACAGCUCACUGGACGCGGGCAGUGGUGCCGGCAAUGCCGGUCUCAGUCUCGCCCAGAUGAACCAGAUGACAUUUGGUGCGGGCGGCGGUUUGGCCGGCCACUCAUUGCACGCGGCCAAGCUGCUCAAAGAGUCGGCCAGCGCUGAGCUGGAGCAGCAGCCGCAGGACUCGGAUCUGGACGAUGGACACGGACACUUACAUAUGCAAAUUGUAAUGAAAUUGAAGCCCGAAGUGGACAUUGGCGGCGUGAACCAAACGAUGCCCUUGGACAUCUCCGGCGGCACCACACCAUCCGAGCACGAUGCGCCGAACUCCCAGUCCUCGCACUCGGGUCUGCAAUGGACAGUUGUCGAUUCCAACUAUCCGCGCUUCUCCCUGCCUGCCUGCCAGUCCAACUUGCUGGGCAACGGCGGUGGCAGCGGUGGUGGAGCCGGUAGCCAGAGCAGUGGUGCGAAUAGCGCCGGCGGCGUCAAUAACGAUCAGCGGCAGCAGCACGAAGCCCAGCAGCAGGCCACCCAACAGCAACAGCACUUGCAGCAGCUGCACUACCAGCAGCAGCAACAGCAGGAGCAGGCAUCCGCUUCCGGACAGGCCUACUCGUCGCAGAUCAUUACCGUGAACAACCUAGUCGGAAGCUAUGCGACGGCGGCCCAGAACCUUUCGCCCACCUCGCCCAAUGAGUCAAACAUGGUGCAAUCGGUCUACAGUCAGGGUCCCACGCCCACCCAAUCCCCGGUACACGCGGGAGUGGGUGGAGCAAGUGCGGCUGGCGGUGCAGCUGGCAAUGCCAGUGCUGGAAACGGUGGAGCCCCUGGAGCGGGCAACCAGGUGGUGAAGCGCAAGAGAUCGGUGAAUCCGCAGGGAGACGAGAACUUUAUCCGAGCCCUGGAGGCGGUACGCACGGGAGGUAUCGGAUUCUGCAAGGCAGCACGACUUUACGGAGUAAACAACAGGACCCUGUGGCUGGAAUACAAAAAGCGUGGCUAUCCGGUGUCACGGCCCAGCAUAAAAGCGCGUGUGGUCAAACAGGAGCCGAAUCUGUCGCCCUCGCCGACGCCCUCGACUAAUCAGGGCGACGACAACACCAACGAAACGCUCGGCAUGCAGAUACCACCCCAGGCGGAGACUCCGACGCCUUCGCUCAUGUGCACAUCGCACCACGCUGGCCUGGGAAGCGGAGCUGGCAGUCUGCCGGCCGGAGGAAACUCGCACCCAGCGAUCGGGGUGAUGAGCCUGUUCGAUCCGCGAUACAUGGAUUCGCCGGGCAAUGUCCACUCGAUGACGCGGCAGCGGUACAUCGAAGCCACCGGCGGCGGAGCAGGUGCGGGAACGGGCGCAGGAACCGGCACCAUUAACGUUAAUCCGACCACCGCCAUGAAUCUACAGAGUAUUAACUUCAACUCAAUAUAGAAUACGAUUUCGAGCCAGGCGGGGACGGCCACUCUGCUGCAGGCAGCCGCCGUGAUGGCCGCCAGCGAGCCAGCGGAAUCCCUGAGCAUAUCAGCCAUGCCCGUCUCCGUUCCAAUGGGCAUGGCGCACAGUUUCCUCAUCAACAACUUUGUGACGGUGGCUGCACCGCCGGUGGCUACGGUGACCAGCACGGGCCUGCAGUACUUGGACAAGUCGUAGGUCCGGACACAGAGCCCCCAAAUUGAUCGAUACAGGUAUUAGAGCAACGGCAGCAAUCUAGUGUAUAUAGCGGACCGCUUGUACGGCACAGUGGAGCGAUAUAUGCCGACCCAGGAUGGCACGGAAGUGGAAUCGGAUUCCUGCGCUGAGCUGAGCUGAGCUAAGGAAAGCAGGUGGAUCGCAAGGAAGUGAGGCGGAAGUGAGGGGCGAGGAGCGAAGCGAGUUAAGAGAGCAGGCAAGCCGGCCGCACUUGUAAUAAUACUUUCAUAGAACCUAAUUCCUUAAGCUAAACGUUUUGAACCCUACAUUUUUACGAUUGUUAACUAAGAAAUCGGUAGUGCAGAUCUUCGAUAUACAUAUAUAUAUAUAUAUAUAUAUAUAUAUAUAUAGCUAUAUUACGUGUAAAAGAAUAAUGUAAUUGUACAUAAAUUAUAAAAUUUUAUUAGUGUUAAUCGCGAACAUCAAAUGAUUUGUAAGCAACUGCAGCUAAAAAGUGGUGCUGUGUGCCAGCAGCCGACCAAACCUUGCGGAAUCCGUUCCAUAAUUCCACUUUCUGUAAUGCAAGCAAGCAAUGGACUAAACCAAAAAUUCUAUCUGUAAUCGUAAUGAUAAACAUUAAGGACAAAAUGAGAUUUAUUGGCAAUUUCUGACGAAAAUUUCCCACAUCCUGCGGUUUGCUAGGCUCUGGCGCAUCAGAAAUAAGUUUUCUUCCUCGUUUCGAAAGGGAUUUAAUUUCUGCACUUGUGUUACAAUAGCAAAUACCAGUAUGUAGGAACUCCCCGUGAGCAUUAUAUUUAGCUUCCUAUCAAUGUGAGACCAUUUUCUGUGUACAGUGACGCAAGUCCACUCUAUUCGAAGCAUAAGCGUAAUCGUUAGCGACUCCCGACUCCAUGCCGCACAAUGUCAAGAGCAGGGAGAUACGAGGAUCGCUGGACCGCGUACAAUAGACUAAGCUACUAGAUCGGCGGAGGAGGAGGAGCAUGUAAGCAAACCGGAUAUGUAUGAUAAAUAUGUACCAACCAAUAUAUAUGUAUAUAUAUUUAUAUUUGUGAAUGUAUACACACAUUUUUUCAUUUCUUUCUGAGUUACUCAAGGUGUCAAUUCCUGUUUUUAUGGGUGCGCUGGCACCAGGUCUUACGGUGAUCGACUCUAGGUUAUAUAUUUCCAAAUCCGACAACAUAUCUGAGAAUGGGGAGGGGUACUUUCCAGGGGGACUCGUUUACUUCGGCACUUAUUUGUACAUAGGCAGUGUACAUAUAGCGACUCGACGAGAUCGGUGACGGACUACAAGAUACAGAUACGCAAACAAACGAAACUUAAAGAUAACUCGUAACCACCCAAAAUCCUAAACGGAGACUGCAGCUAAAGGCAAAUAGGAAACCAAAACAGAAACGAACACGGAAGGCGGAGAUACGAACGAUUCCGGUUUUGAAUAACGAUUACGUAUAGUGUGUUUUUUAAACGAUUCAUAUGAAUAUUGUACUAAUAGAGAACUUUUUAUAUUGUGUCAAGGCAUACUAAGAACUUAAGCGUGAUUUGUUAGAAGUCAUAGAGUAACGUAAACUUUGAUAAUGGACUUUUAUUACUGUACACUCGCCCACACGCAUCAUAUACCACGAAGGAUCCCUACGAUCCCAAGCCAACCCGGUCCGAUCCGAUCCCAGACCACAGAACCACGGAAACAUACGAAACAACCAAACAGAACAGAUCAGAAGAGAACACGGAUGAAACAAUGCGAAAAUAGCCGAAACAAUAAGCAAAUAUUACUAACUCUGUUUCCUACAAUUGCAAAGUACCAAUAACUACGCUAGUUAUGUGUGUGUUAAAUUUAUAUAUAAAUUAUUUAAAUCAGCGUAAGUGCAUAAAGAACCGAUUGUAUUAUAAGUUGCAUGUACCAUACCAAGUAAUGCGCGCCCCAAACGAAUCGAAUAUCGCGGUGGAACGAACAUUCUAGACUGUAGUCGAUGUGCAAGAAACGAAUAAACUUUCAAAACUACAACAUACUCCA
Drosophila mauritiana is the source of this 4914-nucleotide messenger RNA. Its product is annotated as G-box-binding factor. The record is from RefSeq and is a predicted model, not a curated record. NCBI's taxonomy places the organism in Eukaryota, Metazoa, Arthropoda, Insecta, Diptera, Drosophilidae. The transcript has 6 exons. The coding region runs from base 444 to 2687 and encodes 747 amino acids. Gene Ontology annotation, cellular component: nucleus. Gene Ontology annotation, molecular function: DNA binding; protein binding. Gene Ontology annotation, biological process: regulation of transcription by RNA polymerase II.